GAACGGAAGAGUGCAGGCGCCAACAGUCCAAGCCCCUACGCAGAACCAGGGCGAUGACGAUACGAGGGAGAUGAUGGAAUAUUUCCGCAAGAAGGUACGCAAGCAGAAACUGGAAGAAGAAAAAAGGGAGAAGGAAAUGGAGGAAAUGGAGGAAAGGAGGAGAAAGGAAGAAGAGGAGAGGAAGGAGGCAUAUAUCGUUUGAGAGAAGCGGAAGUGAGGGAAGCUCGCCUGGAAGCCAGGCUGGUACGACUGUUAUCACAACACACGAAGACGACGAAUACGAAUUUCACAGCUGUCAAGAAGAAUCUCCGCCGACCAAGGCAAGGAUGUUGAAGGAAAUAACCAGCUACCUGGAGGAAUCAGAAGACGAGAGCGAGGAAGUAAAAGAAGAGGCAGAGAGACUGAUACAAGCGAUCGAGAAGAGGAAAGGAAAGACGCGAAAGGAGGAACACGAGAUGAGAGUCUCUAGGGUGCAGAGAAGGGGGACAAGACCUGCUCCAAUCAUAGUCGAUGAUCCCGUGGAAGGAUUACGGACGCCACCAAGUACGAAUUGUGGAACGGGUGAAAUGCUCGACUACGCGCUAGAGCUGCAUCGGAAGUUUUCCGCCAAGAAGGUCCCAGAACUGAGGGACUUGUGCAGCUCCGAAGGGAUAGUGUGGACUAAACAUAAAACGGCUAUUGGCGAUCUCUUGAGGUGUCGGAUGAAGUUGGGAUUUGAGGGAACUCCAUCACAUUUAUGCGCAUUGUACGAUUUACCCAGGACGGGGGGCCACGUCAAAGCGAGACUGGAAGAAAUUCCUGGCAUUCCGACGUUUAUGAAGAACUCGAGGAACGUCACAUCUGGAUAUGAGGUGUCAGUAGAGCACUUGGAACAGUACCUGGGCUGUUCUUUGAAAGCAUGGACAGGUACGGCUAAUCUGAAGAUAAGCAGAGAAGAUGGACUGAAGUGUCUGACGAACCGGGGAUUCAAGGACAGUCAGGCGAUGACCUGCCGAGAAGUUUCCAGGUGGGUUGACACUUUGGAGAAGUUGGUGAGGGUGCCGAUAGAUCGCAACCCAGGGGCGACACUGGUCAUCUGCCCGGUGCUAUAUUUGCACGCGUGCAAGAUGACAUUCAACAAGAAUCACAGUUUCAUACCGGUACCUGAGACGGAGAUGCAGAUUCUGUCGAAGAUGAAGGACGAGUACAGAAGGAGGGAGCUUGGGAGUACUGCGAUGUGGGGGGCAGGCGGAAGAAUUGGGCAAGCCUAUGUCUUGCCUAAAGACAAGGAUUUGGACAGAUGGAGACCCAUAUCUCCAGCUGUCCAUGACCCGGCAAGGCUAGCCGGAGCAAGGUUGGGACGAGCGAUCAGAUACAUGCUGCUCGACUUCAAAGGGAUUUACCAUUUCGAUCUCAAAGCUACAUAUUCUUUGCGAAGCAGGUGCGAACAGAUACAGGAACAAUUCAGGAGGAGUGGGAUGGAUGCGAUCGCUAGGAGCUACGAUAUAAAACACAUAUUCGCUAGAUUGUCGCAUCAUGCGGUAAUGGAGUCGGUCAGAUGGUUGGUCAGAUACCACGAAGACAGAGGGCUUGUAGGGGUGCAAGAGCUGGAGGGGGAAGAUAUGUGCUAUGACAAGGGCCAGAUGAAAGCAAGAUGGAUUCGUUUUCAUGUCGUUCAGGAUGAUUGAACGGAGCGUGGAGUAUGAGCUAGACAACACAUAUGUGAGAUGUGGGGUGGAGAUUCUGAAACAGCAAUUCGGUAUUCCUAUGGGACGAAGCUCGAGACCGGCACAUGCGUGCCGGGUGUGUGCUAAGACCAAGAGUGAUUUCCUGACGAACCUGGGAGAGACGCGACGUUAGUGAAGGGAAACGGAAUGAUCGACGACAUCGCAGUAUUCGUUGCGUGCAACAUGCAGCAAGCAAGGUCAUACGAGAAGGCAGAACAGAUCAUGUCAGUCUUCGAAGGGAGUUACGAUCGCAAUUUGACACUGGUACGAAAAGACGAAGGAAAUAAUUCCUUCGAUUUUCUGGGGACACAGAUCAUCGUAUCCACGGAUCUAGUGACAGUACAUAUCUUUCCAAGAUCGAGAAAUCAAAUGCAUCUACUGAG
Messenger RNA from Chara braunii, 2089 nucleotides. The record is from the annotation of a GenBank genome assembly. NCBI's taxonomy places the organism in Eukaryota, Viridiplantae, Streptophyta, Charophyceae, Charales, Characeae.